AUGCCCGCUCACCCUGAUUCUAACGCUCCCCCUUACUCCCAUCUCUCCCUCAUCCCGCUUUCUGCCUUACCCUCUCCCUUGUUCAUAGCUCUCUGCAUCAUAAACAUCUCUCCUAGUCCUAGCCCUCAUCUGUGCCAUAUUCCCCCCGUAGGUCCCUCGUUCCCCUCUCUCCUCUUUAGAGUUCUCCCAUAUUCGCGCUUCUCCCAAGUCGACACGCUUCCUUCCGCCCCUUGGCAAGCUCCCCUCUCUCCCACCACUGUCCAGGAAGGCCCUUAUGAGCCCCCUCACCUCCCUUUCCCUGUCCUAAAUCUUACCCUUUGUCCCCCCCCUCCCCCCCCCUGCUUAUUCCCCCACCGUUACCCCCCUGCUUACCCUUUGUUUCCCUCCUUUCUUACCCUUUCUUCCCCGCUGCUGUCCCUUUGUUUCCCCCUUCCUCCCGUCUCUCCUUUGCUCCCCUAUUUCCAUUCACUUUCUCCACUAUCUCCCCUCCCUGCCCUUUCUUCCCAGUCCUCUCUUCCCUCCCUGUCCUCUCUUCCCUCCCUUCUCCACCUUCCCUCCCUGUCCUCUCUUCCCUCCCUGUCCUCUCUUCCCUCCCUGUCCUCUCUUCCCUCCCUGUCCUCUCUUCCCUCCCUGAACUCUCAUCUCUCUAUGUUCUCUCUUCCCUCUCUUCCCUCCCUGCCCUCGCUUCCCUCCCUGACCUCUCUUCCCUCCCUGCCCUCUCUUCCCUCCCGGACCUCUCUUUCCUUCCUGCCCUCUCUUCCUGCCCUGUUCUCUCUUCCCUCUCUUUCCUCCUUGGCCCCUCUUCCCUCUCUGUCCUCUCUUCCCUCCCUGCCCUCUCUCCCUUUUCUGCCUCCUCGCCUUCUCGCCUUCUCCCCACCUCGUCUUCCCGCCUCUCAGUCUACUAGCGGCAAGCCGGCCUAUUCAUCUCAUGGCAGCAUACGGUCCUAG
Messenger RNA from Closterium sp. Naga37s-1, 948 nucleotides. Lineage: Eukaryota; Viridiplantae; Streptophyta; Zygnematophyceae; Desmidiales; Closteriaceae. The record is from the annotation of a GenBank genome assembly.